Malania oleifera is the source of this 1217-nucleotide messenger RNA. RefSeq lists its product as uncharacterized. Gene Ontology annotation, cellular component: TRAPP complex. Gene Ontology annotation, biological process: endoplasmic reticulum to Golgi vesicle-mediated transport. NCBI's taxonomy places the organism in Eukaryota, Viridiplantae, Streptophyta, Magnoliopsida, Santalales, Ximeniaceae. The transcript is spliced from 4 exons. The record is from RefSeq and is a predicted model, not a curated record. Bases 252 to 761 code for a protein of 169 amino acids.
AUUUUCAAAGUCCUAAUUUUACAGUUGCUUAGUCGGGCCCAGCCUUACUCAAGAGCUGAAGCCCUUCUUCGCAGUUGCCGAUCCGUCUCCGACCACUCCUACGAAUUCUUCUGGAAGGCUUUUCCUUAUUGAUGAUUGGCUGAUUGAUCAGUAGAUCACCUGCUGCUGCUCUUCAAUUGUUGUGCUUCGAGGUUUGAGAGUCCAAUUUUCAUCCCAGUUGUUGAUCUGUGUGCAUUCGAAAAUCGACAGGGAUGCAGUUCUUCGGUGGAUCAGAGAUUAGUCCGUCGCCACCAGCACCAACAGCGUCGGGAAACAAUGCCCACAUGAUGUAUGUGUUCAACAGGAAUGGCGUGUGCCUGCUUUACAGGGAAUGGAAUCGCCCUCUCAGGACCCUCGAUGGUCAACAAGAUCACAAGCUCAUGUUUGGUUUGCUUUUCUCUCUUAAAUCCUUAACAGCCAAGAUGGACCCGACUAGUGUGGAGAAAGGUAACCUUGGGGUGCCUCAAUUACCGGGCCAGGGUUGUUCAUUUCACAGUUUUCGUACUAAUACAUACAAACUUAGUUUCAUGGAAAGUCCAUCUGGGAUAAAGCUCAUCUUGGUCACUCAUCCUAGGACUGGUGAUCUGCGGGAAUCUCUGAAGUAUAUUUACAACCUAUAUGUCGAAUAUGUUGUCAAGAAUCCACUCUAUGCUCCAGGAACUCCUAUCAAGUGUGAGCUAUUUAAUACAGCUCUCGACCAAUAUGUAAGGGGCAUCGCAUAGCGUCUCAAAGGUAGUGAUCUUCCUCCGCCUGGUUAUUUGGUGUAAAUGCUGUGCACAUGACCAAAGAUUGAUUGUAAAUGUGUUUGAUGCUCCAUUUCAAACAACGAGACAAAUCUAAGUUUCUUUCUGACAGAUUGCACUCUGUUCUCAUCAAGUACUCCAGGACACUUGGUUCCCAUGCCGGUCAGUGCAUAGUUAGCAUCCUGUGCAAAUUCUUAUUGCAAAGAUUUUUUUUUAUCACGAAGAUGCUUCAUCAUUUUUGUGGAUGAAAUUCAGAAUAUAUAUUUUUUCUAAGGCACUAUUUUUUCCCCUAGGAGUGAAAAAUGUAUUGGGAGCACUGAAGCAACACCAUAAUUUGUCAUGCCCUUAUUUUAGUGGAAAGCUUUUGUUGUCUGUUUCUCCCUUAUGGACUAUGCUAUCUCACCAUUCAUUAUUUACUGAUGAGUUUGAAGAUUC